UAUGAUGAAUACAUUUCAGUAUUGUUUGUAAAUGUCAGCAUCAAUGGGCCUAUGCAGUUAAAGGAAUAUAUUUUAGAUUAACAUUUUCGCUAUUAGUAAGUGAAUGUAUUGAGACUAUUGAUGCUAAGUAGAAAUGUAAGCAAUUGUAUCUCACAGAAAUAAAAUGACACAUUAACUUAAAUUAACACAGAAGGCCUCAACUACAUUUUUGUUGAUGCGCUUAAAAUUCAAAGAAUUUGAAACAGAUGUGCUAUUACUUAGCUUGUUAUCACCUCAAAUAACCUACCCUUGCGUUUUAUUCUACGUACGUCACACCAACGCAUGGCUUGGACGUCGGCAAACUUGACGCAUGGGCACGCCACAUUCCCCCCCGGCGUUCGGUGCCCAUUGAGAGCACGUUGUUGGUAACACCGUAGUAAAACGACAAUUUAAAACCUAAAAUAUUAUAUCUGGAGGACAGAAACGUCCGAAGUGUGUUUAGGGUGCUCAGGGGAGGGAUUCUGCACUGUCUAGAGUCAACGAGCGGCAGGCAGAAUGUCAGAGAAGAACACCAGAAUCGCCAUUGUGAACCAUGACAAGUGCAAGCCAAAGAAAUGCAGACAGGAGUGCAAGAAAAGUUGCCCUGUGGUCCGGAUGGGCAAACUGUGCAUAGAGGUAACAGCUCAGAGCAAAAUUGUGUGGAUUUCCGAAUCGCUCUGUAUCGGAUGUGGCAUCUGUAUCAAGAAAUGUCCAUUUGGGGCCUUGUCCAUUGUCAACUUGCCAAGCAACCUUGAGAAAGAGACCACUCACAGAUACUGUGCCAACUCCUUCAAGCUGCAUAGAUUACCCAUUCCCAGACCUGGCGAGGUGUUGGGGCUUGUGGGCACCAAUGGAAUCGGCAAAUCCACUGCGCUGAAAAUUCUAGCUGGAAAACAAAAACCCAACUUGGGGAAGUAUGAUGUUCCCCCAGACUGGCAGGAGAUCCUUACUUAUUUCCGUGGGUCUGAGCUCCAGAACUACUUCACUAAGAUCCUGGAGGAUGACCUAAAGGCAAUCGUUAAGCCCCAAUAUGUCGACCAGAUUCCCAAGACUGUCAAGGGGAGUGUGGGCUCCAUUCUAAGCAGGAAAGAUGACUCCAAGACUGAGACCAUUGUCUGUGAGCAGCUUGAUCUGACUCAUCUCAGGGAGAGGAAUGUUGAGGACCUAUCAGGAGGAGAGCUUCAGCGCUUUGCCAUCGCUGUGGUCUGCAUCCAGAGAGCAGACAUCUUCAUGUUUGACGAGCCGUCCAGUUACCUGGAUGUGAAGCAGCGUCUGAGAGCCGCCGUCACGAUCCGCUCGCUCAUCUCCCCCGACAGAUACAUCAUAGUUGUGGAGCAUGACCUGAGUGUGUUGGACUACCUGUCUGACUUCAUCUGCUGUCUGUACGGAGUGCCCAGCGCUUACGGAGUGGUCACCAUGCCCUUUGGAGUCCGGGAAGGCAUCAACAUCUUCCUGGAUGGUUAUGUGCCCACAGAGAACCUGCGCUUCAGGGAGAUCUCGCUGGUGUUCAAGGUGGCGGAGACGGCCAACGAGGAGGAGAUCAAGAGGAUGUGCCACUAUCAGUACCCCAACAUGAAGAAGAACAUGGGCGACUUCUCCCUGGAGAUCCACGAGGGGGAGUUCACAGACUCUGAGAUUAUGGUCAUGCUGGGGGAGAACGGGACGGGCAAAACCACGUUCAUCAGAAUGCUGGCUGGCCGUCUGAAACCAGAUGAAGGAGGGGACGUUCCUAUCCUGAAUGUCAGCUACAAGCCCCAGAAGAUCAGCCCGAAGUUCAAAGGCAGUGUGCGUGCCCUGCUCCACGAGAAGAUCCGCGACGCCUACACGCACCCUCAGUUUGUGACUGACGUCAUGAAGCCCAUGCAGAUCGAGAGCAUCAUUGACCAGGAUGUGCAGAACCUGUCUGGGGGUGAGUUACAGCGAGUGGCCAUGGCCCUCUGUCUGGGGAAACCGGCCGACGUCUACCUGAUCGACGAGCCUUCCGCCUACCUGGACUCUGAGCAGCGCCUGGUGGCCGCCAGGGUUAUCAAACGAUUUAUCCUCCACGCCAAGAAGACGGCCUUUGUGGUGGAGCACGACUUCAUCAUGGCCACCUACUUGGCGGACCGCGUCAUCGUGUUCGACGGUAUUCCCUCGAGAAAGACCGCCGCCAACACGCCUCAGACCUUACUUGCCGGGAUGAACAAGUUCCUAUCGCAACUAGAGAUUACAUUCAGGAGAGACCCUAACAACUUCAGACCAAGGAUCAACAAGAUGAAUUCCAUUAAGGAUUGUGAGCAGAAGAAAAGUGGGAACUACUUCUUCCUGGAUGACUAGAGGACCAAUACCUCCCUCCAACAGAGACCUCCAUAUCCAUCCUUCUUAAGCUCAGAGACCUGUUGGGCUGCGUUCUAAUAUCCACAGUAGCGUUCCACGCAGAAUGCAUGCCCAGAACGUUGUUCUAUUGUAGGUGGAAUGCUAAAGUCGAUAUUUGGUUCACAGCCCCACCCUGCUGCCUCUCUUGAGGUCCCAACCUGGGUGAACCCCUACACACACACACACACACACACACACACACACACACACACACACACACACACACACACGGCGAGUUUGUUUUGCAUCUGCCCAUGUCCCGUGUGGACAGAGCUUAAGUAGGGCCGGUGGAAUGGCCCAGAGUGUCAUUUCCUCCCACACGGUGCGCUGAGCGAUGCCCAACAAAUACCCACACUAACCUUUGGGAGCUAAAGGAGUGUUUUAUCAUAGUCAUGCUACCCAGUACAUGUACUUUUAAAAAUAUCAUCUUAUGAAUAAAAACAACUCCCAUUUCCUGAG
This is a messenger RNA of Esox lucius (northern pike), 2832 nucleotides long. RefSeq names its product ATP-binding cassette, sub-family E (OABP), member 1 (gene abce1). Bases 535 to 2334 code for a protein of 599 amino acids. Gene Ontology annotation, molecular function: ribosomal small subunit binding; ATP binding; iron ion binding. Gene Ontology annotation, biological process: translational termination; translational initiation; ribosomal subunit export from nucleus. NCBI's taxonomy places the organism in Eukaryota, Metazoa, Chordata, Actinopteri, Esociformes, Esocidae. The transcript has 19 exons. The record is from RefSeq and is a predicted model, not a curated record.